GACAAGGCACAAGAUCUGAAGAAAUAGAAAAGGGGAAAAAGCAGACCAUCAUUAAGACUUCAGUUUGAGUUGUGGAAUUUGUUUUGCCCUAUCUUUCUUUAUCUUCUCGUUUUCUUCCGUACACCAUGACUAAGCAACAAGCUAACUGGUCGCCCUACGAUAACAAUGGAGGAUCUUGUGUUGCAAUAGCCGGCGCCGAUUACUGUGUUAUCGCUGCUGACACACGUAUGUCCACUGGAUACAAUAUUCUCACUCGAGAUUACUCCAAAAUCUGUCAACUUGCUGAAAAAAGUGUAAUGGCAUCUUCUGGCUUUCAAGCUGAUGUCCAGGCUCUACAGAAGCAUCUAAAAGCAAAGCACUUGAUAUAUCAGCAUCAGCACAACAAGCAGAUGAGCUGCCCUGCCAUGGGUCAGCUACUAUCCAACACUCUCUACUUCAAACGCUUCUUUCCUUAUUAUGCUUUUAACGUUCUAGGUGGCCUUGACAGUGAAGGAAAAGGUUGUGUCUAUACUUAUGAUGCUGUUGGUUCCUAUGAGAGGGUUGGAUACAGUGCCCAGGGUUCUGGUUCCACUCUUAUUAUGCCAUUUCUGGACAAUCAACUAAAGUCUCCCAGCCCUCUCUUAUUGCCUGCCCAGGAUGCUGUAACUCCUCUUUCAGAACCAGAAGCUGUUGAUUUGGUGAAAACUGUUUUUGCUUCUGCAACCGAGAGGGAUAUAUAUACUGGAGACAAGGUUGAAAUUGUCGUUCUAAAUGCUGAUGGUAUUCGUCGGGAGUAUAUGGAACUUAGGAAAGAUUGAUCUGCUCAAAAGCUUGCUGUUUUUCUGGAAUUUGGUCGUCACUUCAGCAUUUCGAUCUUGAUCAGUGUAGCCUUAAAAUCAGUCCAUUUGGACGACGAGUACAUUUCCUAGCUGUAGAUUUGAUAAUGCAGUUCAUGUGUUGGGACAUCCUUUUGACAUCUAAAUUAAAAGGUUCUUUUUUUUUUU
Molecule: messenger RNA, 983 nt
Organism: Ricinus communis (castor bean)
Lineage: Eukaryota; Viridiplantae; Streptophyta; Magnoliopsida; Malpighiales; Euphorbiaceae
Product: proteasome subunit beta type-1
Exons: 7
Coding region: 126-797 (223 amino acids)
Cellular component (GO): proteasome core complex
Source: RefSeq, a predicted model, not a curated record